This is a messenger RNA of Hypoxylon fragiforme, 1132 nucleotides long. RefSeq lists its product as uncharacterized. NCBI's taxonomy places the organism in Eukaryota, Fungi, Ascomycota, Sordariomycetes, Xylariales, Hypoxylaceae. The transcript has 3 exons. The coding region runs from base 1 to 771 and encodes 256 amino acids. The record is from RefSeq and is a predicted model, not a curated record.
AUGUCAACCGGCGGCACGGGCGGACACCCGAUCCAGGGGCUCAACUACGGGGCCACGGCCGGACAGCAGAGCGUCGAUCUCUCCGACGACCCGGACCCGAAGGGCACCGCAGCCGGCUACACCCACCCCAACCAACCCCACCACGGCGGAAAGUCCCUCCUCGGCACCCUCAAGGAAGCCCUCAAGCCCGGCGACGCCAAGAAGCACGACGACGCCCGGCUGAGCUCCGGGCCCGGCCCCAACAACCCCGUGGCGUCGGCCGUGUCGUCCGCGGUGAAGGGGGACGGCACAGCCACGCAAAGCCACCGCGACGCCGUGGGUUUCGACGGCGGCAGCCGCACUCUAGAGUCCUCGAUGCCAGGGCUACAGAGGGAUAAGCAGCGCGGCGGCAGCGGCAGCGGCAGUGGCGGGGGUGGGGGGAUUCUGGGCGCGAUGAAGUCGGCAUCGCACAAGAUAUCGGAUGUGCCCGGUGCGCUGAAGAAGGGGGGAAAUAACGACAACAACCAUGACAAGGGCGGGUUCAGCGGCGGGACCAGGAGCGGGAACGUGAUGGAGGCGGCGUCGGCGUCGGACGUCCCGGCGUUUGAUUCCCAGGGGUCGGUGGGGCGGGAGUUCACGACCGAAGGCGCGAUCGGCGGCGCGGCGCAGAGAGUUGGCGGGCCGUUCUCGAAGAAGGGGGCUGUCGGGCGGCAGUUCACGGAUGAAGGGUCGGUGGGGGGCUCGGUGCAGGAUACGCUGGGACAGGGUGAUGCUACGAGGAAGGGGACUUGAUUUCCCUGUGGGGAUGUACAGAUUGUAGGAACAAAAUGUAAAAUAUAUGGGAAAAGGCGUCUGUGUUGCUUAAUUUUAGGGUGAUUUUGGGACAAUAAAUAUGUGCUACCCAUGGAGAUUGUGGCCGUAUGGAAAUCGGCCGCAUUAUGCUAACUCUGAUCCAAGGUGCGAUGUUAUCAAAUGUAUGAAAUCCUGUAACGUAAUGUCACGAGAUCAUGAAGUGAUCAUGUUCUUAGGUGGGGCGUUAUAUCUAUAAAGCAAGUAUCUGCUGCUAGACGAACAUAAUCUUGUCCUCUCCAAACCCAUUUCCCAUCACUAGGUAUAGCGCUUCCUGUCUUCCAUGAAUGGAGACGACAUGUGC